GCGCAAGCCACCGAACGAUCGUCCCUCGAAUAAAAUCUGUGUUGCUUGCUUCGGAUCGGUUCAUUCCUUGCUGACUUCAUAGUUAUGGUACUGGUCGAGUAUAGGACUCGCAGUCUCCACAAAACCGUCCUCAGUGUCACACGUGCGCUCGUUCAGACACAGUAACUCCAGGUCGCGCGCGCUGCUCUAGUUUCUACUAAGCUGUAAAGUUCCUUCCUACUUCCCGAUCAUUCUAAAGUGGUUUUAAUAGCUAGCGGUAGACCUAUCGGUUUGACUAACCGUGAAUAAGUCGCUUCAUAUAUUCGUAUAGUGUGAUUGGUUUAUUUAUUACUGAAAAAGUGCUUUGGGUAAAAUAAGAAGUUGCAGUCAAUUAAUGUGGUGAUAUACAUGUCAGAAAUUAAGUAAUAAAAACCAAUUGGUAAUUGGUAUCGAUAUCGAAUAUGCCGUCUCCAGAUAGUAAAAAAAUUUAGUGUUAUGUAGGAUGUUGUUGUGGUAUCAAUAAUUCAUAACAGAAAGUGAGAGAUUGCGAAAAUGCGUCACACCAAUGCGCUCGCGGUUGUGUUUUUUGCUGCCGUUCAAAUCACCCUCACAACAAACACGCCUAAUUCCCCAACGACGGAGACCCCCAGGGUAAGCACUCUGUUAAACCUGGCCAACGAGACGGAGCUCGUCGAUACGACACUACUAAUCAAAGAAUUCAAAAGUACGAACCCCGCACACGAUGAGUCGACUAUUGCCAGUAGUAGUACUAGCAGUAGCAGUAGCAGUAGUGAUCCAACAGAAAGCCCCAUUAGCACUAGCAGCACAGCUUCGAUCGGAAACGCAACCGAGCCGUCCGGCGCAGCAGAAAACAAAACGAUGACCCCUCAGGAAAUCCAGAAGCUACUGAUCCCUCCGGCCAAAGUCAAGGCCGCCAUUCUACACCUCAAUGAGUCGGAAGAUACACAUGAGAAGAAUACGAACGAUCCGAACUGCCCAUCUUUGGAAGACGCGGAUCACAUGUCCCAGACACAGUUGCUUUCCCGACUGACACACGUUUGCCGAUUCGAUCGGUUGGAGCGACCGAUGACGAUUCAAAAUGGCAAAAAACUACCAGUAGAAGUGUUUGCACGAGCUUACAUUUAUUUUCUACAAAACCUAGAAGCCCAUGAUUUGCAAUUCAAAAUUCACGCACUUCUCCAGCUGCGUUUCGUAGAUCCUCGAUUAGUUUUCGAAAAAGUUGCACCAAACCGAACAGAACCGAUCAUGGGUGAACAGUCGCUACGUGAUGUCAUCUGGGUACCGCAUGUUUUUUUGGCCAACGAACGUAGCUCCGACAUUUUGGGAACAGCCGAAAAAGAUAUUUUGACAUCGAUUUCCCCUGAUGGUACCAUCAUCAUUUCAACACGUAUCAGUGCUACGCUAUAUUGCUGGAUGAAUCUACAAAAGUUCCCGUUCGAUGAGCAGCAUUGCUCGACAGUGCUUGAAAGUUGGAUGUACAACGAAAGUGACCUUAUAUUGAAAUGGGAAAAGAGUACUCCGGUAACACUGGCGCCAGAAUUGCAUCUAACCGAGUACGUACUUCUGGACAUGUUCACCAACGAAACUAUUAUCAAUGCCGAUUUGAGCGAUCUUCGACAUGGCGCUUUCGCUGGUAACUACAGUUCAUUGAGCUUUACUGUGCAUCUUGCUCGAGAAAUGGGUUUUUAUUUAAUGGAUUAUUUUAUUCCUUCGAUUAUGUUAGUCACGAUCUCGUGGGUAACAUUUUGGCUGCAAGCAGAUCAAUCAGCACCUAGAAUCACUCUGGGAACAAGUACUAUGUUGACUUUCAUAACAUUGGCUUCUGCGCAGGGGAAAACACUUCCUAAAGUCAGUUACAUUAAAGCUUCUGAAAUUUGGUUUUUGGGAUGCACAGGUUUCAUCUUUGGUAGCCUGGUUGAAUUUGCAUUUGUUAAUACUAUUUGGAGGCGAAAAAAGAACGUUGAAUUAAAGAAAAAGAACAGCAAGUAUAUUUUCAAGUCUUUAACACCGCUGCCAACUCGUAAAGAUAUUGGCGGCUUACAGAAAUCUCACUCAUGUACCAGUCUUGAUGGUCAAGCUACAGUUACAGCUUCAACAAAUUCAUUCAAUAAUUAUUUAACAGUGCAUUCCUUUCCGUCAAAAUCCAAUUCCACGCUUCCAACAAUCACCACUUCCAGUGCUGAUAAUAUAAAUCGAAGUGGCAAUGUUUCAAUAAGGAUAGAGGAUACUUCACUGAUAAACGGCGAUCAGAAGAGGACGGGUGAUCAAUCCGAUGUGAAUGGAAAUGGAUGGACGACGAUGACACCACAGGAAAUUGCUAUCUGGAUUGACAAACGGUCGAGAUUCGUGUUUCCACUCUGCUUUCUAGUUUUCAACAUAUUUUACUGGUCAUUUGUGUACUACACGUAGUAGAUCGCAGUUUCAAUAAAAGAUUUCAUUUGUGAUUUAGAUAGGAUUAAAAAAGUAAAAGUAAACAUUUGUGCAUAUACUAUGUAAGAACAAGUGAUGUAUGAUUCAAACGUAAGUAUAAUUGUAAUUGAUUUAAUUAUAUUUUGUUGUUGUUACACUGUACAAUGAUUUGUUCAAGCAGUGCCGAUCAUAGAAAAUAAGUUCGAAAGUUAAACUAAAGAAUAGUCAAAUAUUUAUUGAAUGAGCUAUAUCAAUAUGUUAUAAACCUUUAUCUUAUAAA
Topomyia yanbarensis is the source of this 2689-nucleotide messenger RNA. Its product is annotated as pH-sensitive chloride channel 2-like. The transcript has 7 exons. Gene Ontology annotation, biological process: chemical synaptic transmission; nervous system process; signal transduction. NCBI's taxonomy places the organism in Eukaryota, Metazoa, Arthropoda, Insecta, Diptera, Culicidae. The record is from RefSeq and is a predicted model, not a curated record. Gene Ontology annotation, cellular component: synapse; neuron projection; membrane. Gene Ontology annotation, molecular function: transmembrane signaling receptor activity; extracellular ligand-gated monoatomic ion channel activity; chloride channel activity. The coding region runs from base 532 to 2409 and encodes 625 amino acids.